CUUUGAAACAUCUCCCGCCCACCAACUCUGCCCACGCCAACAAUUACUCAUAUUGAUUCCCAUUCUAAAUAAUAUCUGUGUCUUCUUUGAUACCCAUUUUUCUCUUGUUGACGAUUCUCCUUUGUUUUCCUCUCAUAACUUGCCGACGAAGAUCCAACCUGACCCACACGUUUUUUCCCCCUCAGAUCGCUUCUGAUUCAUGUCGGACCCUACUUUCUAUCAGCCAAUGGAUACCAAAAUGGAGAUUGACUCCGGCCGAACACCUGAACCCCAUCACCUGUCUCUGGCGAGCGACCCUGAGUCUAUACCGACCCUUGACGGAUGGAUCGAGAGCUUAAUGAGCUGCAAGCAGCUGGCGGAGAAUGAUGUACAGAGGCUGUGCGAUAGGGCAAAGGAGGUCCUACAAGAGGAGUCGAAUGUUCAGCCAGUGGUAUGUGUUUCCCUGUCGCGUGACGACCUUCCAUGGACCGAGCGGAGAUGAUGAUGUUGAUUUUUCUUUUCUGCAAUAGAAAUGUCCGGUCACUGUCUGUGGAGAUAUUCAUGGCCAAUUUCAUGAUCUUAUGGAGCUCUUUCGAAUUGGAGGCCCUAAUCCCGACACAAAUUAUCUUUUUAUGGGGGACUACGUCGACCGGGGCUAUUAUUCCGUCGAAACUGUGACCCUCCUUGUUGCCUUGAAAAUCCGUUACCCCCAACGCAUCACAAUUCUUCGUGGAAAUCAUGAAUCUCGACAGAUUACUCAGGUGUACGGGUUUUAUGACGAGUGCUUGCGGAAAUAUGGUAAUGCGAAUGUUUGGAAAUACUUUACCGACCUCUUCGAUUUCCUUCCUCUUACCGCCCUUAUCGAUAACCAAAUCUUUUGCCUUCACGGAGGUCUAAGCCCGUCAAUCGACACCCUUGACAAUAUCCGAGCUUUGGAUCGUAUACAGGAAGUGCCUCACGAAGGCCCCAUGUGCGAUCUCCUAUGGAGUGACCCGGAUGAUAGAUGUGGCUGGGGUAUCUCUCCACGCGGUGCAGGCUACACGUUUGGUCAAGAUAUUUCAGAGGCCUUCAACCAUAAUAAUGGACUCACUCUCGUCGCGAGAGCUCAUCAGCUGGUUAUGGAGGGUUAUAAUUGGUCCCAGGACAGAAACGUGGUAACCAUCUUUUCAGGUAAUUUCACGGAGGAUCCUUUGCCAUAGUCAUUGAUCUGCUGCUAAUGAUCUUCCCAGCUCCGAAUUACUGCUACAGAUGCGGAAACCAGGCGGCUAUCAUGGAAAUUGAUGAACAUCUUAAGUAUACUUUGUACGUGCCACUCCUUCCAUGCCACUCUCUCAAUAGCAAAGUCUCAUAAUAACCUUUUAACACGUCAUAGCCUACAAUUUGACCCUUGCCCUAGAGCAGGAGAACCAAUGGUGUCUCGUCGCACUCCAGACUAUUUCCUUUAAUUCGACAGAGAGCGGAUCUUUUUUGACGAUUUUACAAUGCCCACACAACCAGCGAACAGUAGCGGGUCCACGACUUUUAUUCCUUUCGUUAACAGCAUCCCUCGACGCUGUAUUGGAAAGUAAAUGUGCAUAUGGGUUCUGCAGAGGGUAGCAAAAGCGGCGAAAAUGGGAAAAGUAACUGAACAGGGGAAAGAUUAGAUAUGCCCGCGAUAUUAGAUAUGAUAGUCGCGGCAAACUUGUUCCCAUAAUAAGUUGCGAGCACGAAUACAA
Molecule: messenger RNA, 1694 nt
Organism: Coccidioides posadasii C735 delta SOWgp
Lineage: Eukaryota; Fungi; Ascomycota; Eurotiomycetes; Onygenales; Onygenaceae
Source: RefSeq, a predicted model, not a curated record